Ornithodoros turicata is the source of this 2760-nucleotide messenger RNA. RefSeq lists its product as uncharacterized. NCBI's taxonomy places the organism in Eukaryota, Metazoa, Arthropoda, Arachnida, Ixodida, Argasidae. The transcript has 6 exons. The coding region runs from base 1 to 2760 and encodes 919 amino acids. The record is from RefSeq and is a predicted model, not a curated record.
AUGAGCUCAUCGUCAGAAGGCAUGGAGGACAUCGAAAGGCUGAAGCCGAGGCGAACUGUACAGCGAGGGCGGAACACGAAGAUAAUCAACUAUAGCAACAAGAGGUUAGAGAAGAUAAACGAGGAGAUAGAUCCACAAAUACCGAGCGCUGAGAUAGAGGAAGAAUAUUCCGUGAUUGCUGAGUACGAAGAUCAAGCUCUCAGCGCACUUGCACGACUGAAGUGUGCGAUCAACAAGCUAAAUGCCGGACGUAUAGCGACUGCUCCGCAAAAUGUAACUGAAGCAGGCGAGGAAUCCGCUGCAACUGCUAUGGUGACCAGCAAUAUACGUGCCGCGCUUUCCACAGGCACAGGGGGUAUAAAGCUCCAGAAACUGGAAACUGGAAACCUGGCAACCGUUCUGGGAGCAACAUUCCGGGCUUGGGCUGUGACUGACACGGACUGCACCUAUUUGCGAGGCGUCAUCGAUGGUGGCAGUCAAAAAACCUUUGUCAGGGAGGACAUCUCUGGGAGACUGGAACUGCCUGUGUUAAGAGAAAUCGACCUUCGACUGAGCACCUUCGCUGUCAACGCACCAUCGCCAAGUCAGCGUCGCAAUGUAGUGCGACUCAAGCUGAAAAGCCAGUUCGACAAAACGGAAGUGACACUCGAAGCUAUGGAGAUUCCCUUCCUAAGGGAGCGCGGAAUGGACAUCGCCGACAGAGUCUUGUUUCCAAGCGUUCAUCGAGAUACAAGAAUAUCGGUGCUCAUCGGCUCAGAGCAGCUUUGGAAGAUCGUAAAAGGGAACGUGCAGCACGAUCAAAACAACAGUGCGAUGGUUGCCAUCGACACCUCGUUGGGAUGGACUUUUCAGGGGCCCAUGAAAACCAUGAGCUCUGUAUCCGAGCAGAACGACACCCUGAUUUGCGUUCUACGCACUGCCGUCGACACCGAGGACGACACAUCAUUGGCGCUGCGACGUUUCUGGAACCUGGAGGAUCUUGGAAUUAAUAAUAACCCAACACCAGACCGAGAUGACCAAGAUCUUAUGCAGCGUUUUGAAAGCUCGAUUGAGUUCCAGAACGGUCGUUAUCAAGUGAAUCUACCCUUUAAACAACUGUCCGGGGUAGACCUACAGAACAACAGAGGGGUAGCGCUCGAACGCCUGAGCACGAGAAUGGCACGAGACUCAGAGAUGCUCGCCAGGUACGAUGGAGCCAUCCGGACGUACCUAGAGGAGGGACACGCUGAGAUGGUUAAACCGGCGUCUGAUGAAGCGGACACAGGACAGGUGUACUACAUGCCCCACCGACCUGUGAUUAGGGAGUCUUUAGCCACCACUAAGCUGCGCGUCGUCUUCGAUGCAUCGUCGCACGUUAGCGGUGCACUUUCUCUGAACGACUGCCUCGAGAAGGGACCAAAAAUGGUGCCUGACCUUGUCCGGCUGCCCUUGAAGUUCCGACUGCACAGAAUUGCCAUAACAGCGGACGUGCGGAAGGCAUUCCUGCAGAUUGGCAUAAAGGAAGAGGACAGAGACGUCAUUCGGUUCCUAUGGUGUUCUGCACCUCCGACUCCUGGCCACGAGAUGCCUCCGGCGGAAGAAUCGAGAAUGACUGCGAUAGCUUUUGGGACAGCAGCGAGUCCGUUUCUACUAGCGGCAACCCUCUCCCAUCAUCUCAGACUUAUCAGGGAGGAAUUUCCUGAGACUGCGGCAGUGCUAGAGAGCUCCAUCGCUGUUGAUGACAUGAUUAUCGGAGCUGCAACAUUGGAGGAAGCGCUGCGCAUCUGCUCUGAAUCAAUUGACAUUUUUAAAAGGGCAGGGAUGGAGCUGGGAACAUACCCAAAAGACGUGACCCGCGCACUGGGAACAACUACUGAAACAAAGGUGCUUGGUGUCGUAUGGAAGAGAGAAGACGACGUGUUCAAGUUCGACACCUCUGCCAUCGUUGAGUUCCUCACGACUCCAAAGAACACGAAACGAUUUUUGCUUCAAGCAACGGCCAGAAUAUUUGACCCUUUGGGAUAUCUCUCUCCAUUCGUGAUCCGCGUGAAGAUACUGUUUCAACAGCUCUGGGAACUCGGUAUCGAUUGGGACUGCGAACUACCAGAUGAUCUCAGCUCAGAUCCGCACGCGUACGAGGCUGCUGUGUACCUGCGAGUGCGGACGGAGACUGGACAAGUGCACGUGAACCUUAUGCUUGCUAAGGCACGAGUACCCCCCGUCAAACGGCUCACGUUGCCACGUCUUGAAUUAAUGAGUACCCUGAUUGAAGCUAGGCUACUCAGCUACGCUGCAGAUAUUCUCCACGCGCCUGCAGCUGAAUACUACACGUGGACGGACUCCACAACACCGCUAAGCUGGAUUCGAUCAUCAGCGAACAGAUGGAAGCCCUUUGUGAGCAACAGGGUUACUGAAAUCGAAAGCAUCACCGAUCCAUCGAGGUGGAGACAUUGUCCCGGCCACUGCAAUCCGGCCGACUUGAUAGCAAGAGGCUUCACAGCUGAAAUCUGUGUUUCGAGCUCGUUGUGGUGGAGAGGACCGGAAUGGCUGCAGCGAGAAGAGGCAUGCUGGCCGGAGCUUUAUGCUCAUGUGGUCACUAACGACAGAGCACCGGAUGUUGUCGAUGAAGAACGAGCGGGAGCAUCCUCACCACCACCUUAUCUUAUAUUGGGUGUGGCAGAUAUCGAAGGCCCGCUACUGCAACUUGAGCGCUUCAGCAAGCUAUCAAGGGUAUUGAGAGUGACCGUAUGGAUCAUGAGGUUUGUGGCGAAAUGCCGCUGA